AGGAAGGAUCUGUGAAGUAAAUGAAUAAGCCGAUGAACAAAUGAACCAUUGGCCUCUGGGGGGUGCUGUGGCCUGCCUGCCUGAAAACCAGCCCUUCUGCCCUUUGCAGCCUUCCCAGUGGCAGACCUGUAAGCUGGGGACCCUGGGGGCCAUGCAGAAGGCUGGGGCAGGAGGCCGCAGGGCCUCUGAUUGUGGGCCAGCCCCUCUUCGGCCCAGGUGCAUCACCAAGUUUGCCCAGUAUGUGGGCUCUUUCCCUGUGGAUGACCUGGACACACAAGAGAGCGUGUGGCUGGUGCAGCAGCAGCUGUGGGCACUGAAGGAUUGUCAACGUCGCCGGGCCGUCAUCCUGAAAUUCAGCCUUCAGGGAAUCAAGAUCUACAGCGGGGAGGGUGAGGUGCUCCUGAUGGCACAUGCCCUGAGGCGCAUGCUCUACUCCACCUGGUGCCCUGCCGACUGCCAGUUUGCCUUCAUUGCCCGAAACCCGCGGAGCCCACCCAGCAAGCUCUUCUGCCACCUGUUUGUGAGCAGCCAGCCUGGAGAGGUCCACAUCCUGCACCUGCUACUCUGCCGCUCCUUCCAGCUUGCUUACCUCUUGCAGCACCCUGAGGAGAGGGCACAGCCUGAGGCCUGCCCUAGGCCUUCAGGGGAUGUGCCCCAGAAGCCACUGUCCAGUCCUGGAGGCCCCUGUGGCCUGGUGCGGGAGCCCUUCAACCGUGAUCAGCUCUCACAAAAUGUCCAUGCACUGGUCUCCUUAAGGCGGCUGCCAGCAGAGGGGCCAUUGGGCAGUGGGAAGGAGCUACUAGAGUCAGAAGGCCGUGGGGGCACCCGCCAUGCCCGCCUGGGGAAUCCCUACUGCUCACCCACACUGGUGCGCAAGAAGGCCAUUCGAAGCAAGGUGAUCCGCUCAGGGGCCUACCGAGGCUGUACCUACGAGACUCAGCUGCAGCUGUCGGCGCGGGAGGCCUUUCCUGCUUCAUGGGAGGCAUGGCCCCGGGGUCCUGGUGGCCCCUCGUGCCUGGUGGAGAGUGAUGGCAGCCUGACAGAAAACGUCUGGGCCUUUGCUGGCGUCUCCAGGCCCUGUGCUCUCACCCUGCUGCGGAGAGACGUGCUCGGGGCCUUCCUGCUGUGGCCGGAGGGCGCCAGUGGCCAGUGGUGCCUUUCGGUACGCACACAGUGUGGCGUGGUACCCCACCAGGUCUUCCGGAAUCACCUGGGCCGCUACUGCAUGGAGCACCUGCCAGCAGAGUUCCCCAGCCUGGAGGCCCUGGUGGAGAACCACGCUGUGACUGAACGCAGCCUCUUCUGCCCUCUGGAUAUGGGCCGCCUGAACCCCACCUAUGAGGAGCAGGACUGUGGGCCUGAUGGCAGGCCACCCCGAACUCUCCGGCCCCUCGGCCAUGCCAAGUCUGAGGCAGAACUUCAGGGCCUGGGCUAGGAGGCCAGGGCCCACUCCCAUAGGCCCUGACCUGCCCUGGCCCUCAGCAGCCUCUGCCCUUCUCACACCCUACUGGUCACCAGUGCCAUUCAGUCGCCCUGCCCCUGGGAUCAGUCUUCCAUCGCUUCACUGCCUGUGGGAGGGGAGCCCUGAGCUUGGGGAUCACCAGUAGCUUCUCACAGAGCACGUGGCCCCCUGAGAUUCCAGGAGGAGCAGGCUUCCAAUUACUUGCUGGGUGACUUUAGAUGCUUGUCAUUUCUGGACCACUUUACUCCUAGGGUGGGAGCUUGUUGUGAUGAAGGUGCAGCCCUCUCCUGAGGAGGCCAGGCCUUGUGUCCUGGCUGGGAGUCUCCAGGGAGCUCCUGACAGAGGAAACCUGACAAGUGAGAGAGAAGGGCUGGGGGAGGCAGGAGUGAGUGCCAUAGACCUGGGGGUGAGCCACCCUCUCUGUGAGAGAGCAGGGGUGACUCUGUGGAGCGAGUGGGCAUGGAGGCUGGGCUGAGCCACAUCCUGGCAGACAGAGAACACCCUGUUUCUCCCAUGCAUCUGAAGGUGAAGGAGUCUCACCUUGAGCUCUAGGCAAUGGGGGGUUAGGAAGGUACAGAACGGGUAGGAGGGACGAAGAGUUGUGCCACCCAAAGCCCAUGCACAGGUGGAUACCUGUGUGCAAAAAGGGAUGUGGAUCAGCAGACAAGGCAGAGUCUCAGUGUGUUGCUCAGAAAGACUGGUUGUCUGUACUCAAGAUCAUAGCGCUGUGAUUCCUACUUUCUCAGAGGGAUGCCCCAGGCUCACCCCUUCCCUGCACCCUGUAAGAGUCACCAAGACACUCCCCACCUCAUUUCCUUUAUCCAUGUGCAGGGAGCCCAGACUUAGUGGGGUGACUAGGCCCUGCCCAAAUCUCUCACAACUGCAGGCCAUUUGGUGGUUGCCUUGGGAAGCUGCCUAAACAUGGUCUUGACCACUGCUUUCAGGGGUCACCUCAUCUCACCAGGCCAGCCCCAGUGGCGAUAGGGCCAGAGCAGAACCAUCCAAAGGUAGAACUGACGUGGGCCUUGCUGGAGGGGCUUGGCCUCAGGGGGCCAGGGGAGAUCCGUGGAAAUUAUUCUAGUCUCUAGUCUCUUGUCAGGUCGGUGACUGACAAAGGUGUUCCUCUUUGUAAGAAAUCUUGACAAGACAAAUAGGAAUCUACAAAAUAGAGUUACAGAACAAGUUCAUUUUGGAAGAACUUGCUGAGGCAGAGGGCUGCCUUCUUCCCCAUCUGAGAGAGGGAGAAGCAGUUCAGUGCCUUGAAGGGGAGAGAUUUCUGACUCCUAGAAGGAAGAGGGCAGUCCUUACAGAGCAGAAAGAACGGAGGCUAACCUGCAGGGUGAGAAGCCUCCCUGAGGCUUAGGCCUGGUGUUCCCAGCUGCCAUCUUCUAGCUGGGACAGGAUAUUGACUCAAGACCUUCUCACUUUCUCACAAGUCACUAAGAUAAUCCUGUUGCAGGGGACAGAGACAGAAGAAGGCUUUCCUUCAGGGCUCCUUUCAUGAGAAACCCAACACUGGUCAGAUAUUGAAUGAGAGUGAAGCUGGGGCUCCACUGCACAGACCUCUCCCCAGAAUCUGUCCUUUUCUUGGGCAAAGCCCUGGUCCCUAGUGGGAGAUACCAACAUCAUUCCCUUGGGAAAGAGAAGGGUUUAGUGAUAUCCCGUGGCUGGGAUUACAGUGCCAGAUGUGUGCAUGUAAGAAGAUGUGGUAAUUGGCCUAGACUGAGGCCAAGGCUCACUUCUGUGAGGGAAGGGUUUUAUAUGAAUUAUCUGUGUGGAGGUACCAGGGAAUGUCCACACUGAAGAGACCAGCCUUCCCAAGUACUUUAACAUUCCUUUAGACAGCAUUUAUUGAUCAUGUGUUACAAACAGGGUGAGGUUUUGGCCCGUGUUUGUGGCCUCCUUAAUAUCUUAAGCAGAGACCACAGUUUUUUCUUUGUCUCAACGCACCACCUCCAUAGCCCAUCUCUCCUUACUGUGUGGAUGUAAAACAAAUAAAAUUCAUUUCUUCAGAUUGGCACAGAAUUUUCUUUCCUUUGAAAGGCAAGGUCUUUAUGCAGUUUGCCUGCUUUGUUCUAUUUUGCCAAACAUACCUUCAGCUGUAAUCACAUGGCAGGUGAACCAGAGAUCCUGACCUCAAGGGCUCAACAUGUCCUGAAGGAUUGGCUGGGUAGAUUUACUCAAAUCAUGUUUCGUCUUCUGCUAUAAAUGUCAGUGAAUAUUUCCUAUAGGAAAAAAUAAACUUGAGUCCUGCUUCUCCAACAUGCCACAGGACCUUUGCACAGCCCACACAGCUUUCAUUGUACUCCUCCUCCCCUCCCUUCACCUUGUUAACUCUUCCACCAUCAUAUUGCAGCUCUGAUCAGCCUCA
Messenger RNA from Nycticebus coucang (slow loris), 3833 nucleotides. It is a transcript of the gene SH2D5, whose product is annotated as SH2 domain containing 5. Gene Ontology annotation, cellular component: postsynaptic density. Bases 41 to 1435 code for a protein of 464 amino acids. NCBI's taxonomy places the organism in Eukaryota, Metazoa, Chordata, Mammalia, Primates, Lorisidae. The record is from RefSeq and is a predicted model, not a curated record. The transcript has 9 exons.